This is a messenger RNA of Tribolium madens (black flour beetle), 1373 nucleotides long. It is a transcript of the gene ND-39, whose product is annotated as NADH dehydrogenase [ubiquinone] 1 alpha subcomplex subunit 9, mitochondrial. The transcript has 5 exons. The record is from RefSeq and is a predicted model, not a curated record. Gene Ontology annotation, molecular function: protein-containing complex binding. Lineage: Eukaryota; Metazoa; Arthropoda; Insecta; Coleoptera; Tenebrionidae. The coding region runs from base 70 to 1263 and encodes 397 amino acids. Gene Ontology annotation, cellular component: mitochondrion.
AAGACAAAGAAAAUUUCAGACUUUUUCCUUCUUAACAGCUGACAGCUCCUGUCAAAAUAAAAGUCAAAAAUGGCGGCGGUAAUAUUUACGGGUGCACAAUUAUUAAAACAACAGGGCGGUUUUAUAGGAAUCGCCUACGUAAGAGCUGCUAAUUACAGCACCGAGAGCAAAGCAUACAACUUAUCAGCAUUAAAACGGGGCACUGGAGGCAGAUCGAGUUUCAAUGGAAUAGUAGCGACAGUUUUUGGUUGCGGGGGUUUUAUAGGACGAUAUGUUUGCAACAGGCUUGGAAAAACAGGAAGCCAGUUAAUUUUGCCCUACAGAGGCGAUCCCUACGAUGUAAUGCGUUUGAAAGUAUGUGGGGAUUUGGGACAAGUGUAUUUUCAUCCAUUCGAUUUAAGAGAUGAAGAGUCAAUUGAAAAAGUCUGCCGUUAUUCAAAUGUGGUCAUAAAUUUGAUUGGACGGGAUUGGGAAACGAGAAACUUUAGUUUUGAUGAUGUUCAUGUGAAGGGUGCAAGACUUUUAGCAAAAGUUGCCAAAAGGUCAGGUGUUGAGAGAUUUAUUCAUUUAUCUGCUUUGAAUGCUGAAGAGAGGCCCGAAGCAGUUAUCUUGAAAGGUGGUUCGAAAUUUUUAGCCAGUAAAUGGAGGGGGGAGCAAGCAGUUAUGGAGGAGUUUCCAGAGGCCACUAUUUUCAGGCCCGCGGACGUGUAUGGACAGGAAGACAGAUUUCUGAAGUAUUACGCACACAUUUGGAGACGCCAAGCUACCUACCUACCCUUGUGGAAGAAAGGCGAAGAAACAAUCAAACAGCCGGUAUUUGUCAGCGACUUGGCGUCUGGAAUAAUGGCCGCUUUAAAAGAUUCUGAUACCGCUGGAAAAGUCUAUCAAGCUGUGGGUCCAAAACAGUACUACCUCUCCGAGCUUGUGGACUGGUUUUACAGGGUGAUGCGUAAAGACAAAGAUUGGGGAUAUUAUCGGUACGACAUGCGUUAUGACCCAUUCUUCCAAAUGAGAAUCACGUUGACUGAAAAACUGCGGGUUGGUUUUCCUAUUGGAAAUUUACACUGGGAACGUGUUGAAAGAGAACAUGUCACAGAUGUUGUUCACAGUGAAGUUCCAACACUUGAAGAUUUAGGUGUCGCUUUGACUCACAUGGAAGAUCAAGUCCCGUGGGAGUUGAAACCUUACACGUACGGAUUGUACCAAGGAAUUGAUGUGGAGGAACCCUACUCCACACCAGCGCCACCUACUCCUGUAGCUUAAAUUAUUGUGUAUAUUCAAUCAGAAAAGAAACUAAUUAUUGUAUAAAUUAAAUCAUGAGCAGGUGUUAUUUAAAGAAUAAGAUUCUUUUUAUUAAAAACGAUAAAUUUGCA